This is a messenger RNA of Lichtheimia ornata, 3024 nucleotides long. RefSeq lists its product as uncharacterized. Gene Ontology annotation, cellular component: cytoplasm. Gene Ontology annotation, molecular function: ATP binding; ATP-dependent chromatin remodeler activity. The transcript has 12 exons. The coding region runs from base 1 to 3024 and encodes 1007 amino acids. Lineage: Eukaryota; Fungi; Mucoromycota; Mucoromycetes; Mucorales; Lichtheimiaceae. The record is from RefSeq and is a predicted model, not a curated record.
AUGAACCCUGCCGAAAGACAGUACGAGCAGCAGGCGACCCAUCGCAUCAAUUCCCAACGAUUCGGUUCAGGGACUCUCGACAAUAGCCAUUUCAACAUGUUGACCACCACCACCACCACCACCCCUACUUCCGAUUCAGCAACAGCUACAGCCACUGCCAAGCGCCCUCGUCUUGAAAGUGAUUACCAACGACCCCCAUUCUCAUUGCCUGCCCGAUUGCAACGUGCUGCAUUCCGCGAUCCGCUCACCAUGUCCACUGUACGCCAACCUCGUUCACUCUCAGGUCAAAGCAUGGCACGAUCGCAGUCGGUGACCCAGUUUUCAACGUUUGAGAGUGGCGAACAGCAACAACAACAGCAACAACAACAAGAGGAUAUGGCAGUUGACGAGAAUGUGUGCAUUGGCAUGAUCAAGACCGAUAUUGUUACAGUGAGAGUGAUCGAUUUGGUCAAGGAUGAUCAUUAUGAACCGGUCAAUGUCAUAUCUGAAGGGAAACGUGAUCAUGUCAAUUACUCCUUUACGGUAACAUCUCGUGGUACAACGCGGAAAUUUUUUGGUUGGGUCCCUUUUGAAGAUACCAAGAUCCUGGGGCCUCUUGUCGAUCACAAGCUGAUCUGGUGGGAUGCUGUUAUUCCUCGCAACAAGGCCAAUCAUGCACGCACGCCACUUUACAUUAUUCUUUAUUGUCAACCACGUCACACGGAGUGGGUCUUCAGGAUGUUCGAAGCUCAUCGUGCCUCCUUGUUCGAUCCACCUUUCUUCAAUCCAGCAUGUCGAUACCAUAAUCCAUUCUCCAACAAAUCAUCAGCAUCUAUCUCAUCAUCUUCAUUCUCAUCUACUGGUACUCCUGCUAGUACUUCUAUGGAUACGCUUGAGCAGACACGACGUGACAUUGCCCAGCUUCUUGACAGCAUCCCAGCUAAUGAUGACGACUCAAACAACCAGCAACCACAUGAACAACAAGAACAGCAACAGCAACAACAGCAGCUUACUUCUCAAGACAACAACCAAGAGAACAACAACAUGAUAGAUGGUCUUUUGGUACCCUUACUACCGCAUCAGCAUCGUGGCGUCAAGUGGAUGUUAGACCGAGAAAACAAUGAAAGCAGCUCGGGUGGUAUAUUGGCAGAUAUGGGACUGGGUAAGACAAUCCAAACGAUUGCAUUGAUGGCGUCAACAAUGGCACAACAUGAAUCCGAAGCUCGGCGUAGCACUUUGAUCGUUACACCACUUGCUCUUAUUCAACAAUGGGCAAAUGAAAUUCGCACCAAGACUCAACCUGGCAAAUUGAAAGUGCUUGUAUACCAUGGUUCCAAUCGAAGCAAAGAUCCUGCUACGUUUGCCAAUUAUGAUGUGGUGGUGACAACAUAUCAAGUGGUGGCUUCAGAUAUGCCAAAUACAUCCAAAAGAGGCCGACGACGUCAACAAGGAGAAGAAGAGUCAAGUGAAGGAUUAUCAUCGGCAGCAGCUACACCUACACCCGAUGAUAGUGUCAGCCCAUCCAGCAGUGCACCCAAUUCACCAAGCCCAGCUUCGCCAUCCAUAGAGUCUUAUGGUCCUUUGUUUCAAAUAGAGUGGCACCGCGUAGUACUUGAUGAAGCUCAACAGAUCAAGAAUAAGAAUACUCGUUCGGCCAUCUCUUGUUCAGAAUUGCGAUCUCGAAAACGAUGGUGCUUGACAGGGACACCCAUGCAGAAUCAUGUGGAUGAACUUUACAGCCUCUUGCGCUUUUUACGUAUUCCGCCCCUCGACAAUUAUCAAACAUUCAAAAAGACCGUCUCGGUGCCUAUUCAGAUGGGACAAGGAGAGCUUGCCUUUGAACGUCUCAAAGUGGUGUUGAUGGCUGUCAUGUUGCGACGUACCAAGAAAAUUCUUCACACAAGCAAUGCAGAAUCAUCAUCAUCAUCAUCAUCGUCAUCGACAAACCACGUGUCAGGGUCACCGGGGAGCUCGCACGAGGCGCUUUCACUUCAGCUACCAUCUCGUGACAAGAAGGAUGUUGUUUUGGAUUUCAGCAAGAGCGAGCGUGUUCUUUACGAGUUGUUGAGUGCCAAGACCAAGUCGACCGUGGAACAAUUAUUUCGUGCUGGCAAGGGCGAACGCAACUAUCUCAACAUGUUAUGCAUGCUACUAAGACUCCGCCAAGCAUGUGAUCAUCCCCAAUUGGUAUUACGAUCCAUUCGAGCUGAUCAGGAUGCAUUGGAUCUCGCUACGGGUGGUAACAACAACACCAACACCAACAAUAAUAGAAAAGAAUUCAGCGAAGCUGCAGUACAACGAGCACUUUUGGCCAAAAUGGCCAUUGAUCUCGGCUGGCAAUCCUCCAAUACCACGGCCAUGGCAAGCUUGGGUCUAGAUUCGUCAUCAUCCUCUUCAUCCUCAUCAUCCCCGGCAAAUCUAUGUGAACUAUGUGGAGGACCAUUAGCCAAUGCGGAUGGAUCAUUUUGCGCUCCAUGUCAAUCCCAAAUAGAGCAGUGCACUGAAGGAUCCUUGCCAACGACAAGUACCAAGAUUAACAAGAUGCUUGACAUUCUCGACGAGACACGAAGGAAUCAUCCAAAGGAAAAGACCAUUAUUUUCUCACAGUUUACUUCCAUGUUGGAUUUGAUGGAAGAUCCAUUACGUCGAUCAGGUUUCAAAUAUUGUCGGUAUGAUGGAUCCAUGUCUAACCAUUUGCGGGAAAAGAGUCUGGAGGCAUUAAGGAAUGAUCCCGAAUGUACUGUCAUGUUGAUUUCAUUGAAGUGUGGUUCAUUGGGUCUUAAUCUCACAGCGGCCAAUCAUGUGAUCCUAAUGGAUAUCUGGUGGAAUCCUGCAGUAGAAGAGCAAGCCAUUGAUCGAGUGCACAGAAUCGGUCAACGUCUUCCCGUCCACGUUGUGCGACUCGUCAUGGAUCGUACAAUCGAGCAAAAGAUUAUCCAGCUUCAACAGAAAAAGGCUCAAAUGGUACAAGGUGCACUUGGUGAUGGUGUGAUCAAGAAUACCAAGCUCACGAUGAAAGAAAUCCGGACACUCUUUGAUUUGUAA